UGGAGGGCCAGUGAAUGGGGUUUGGCAGGGUGACUUUCAACCUUCAACAGUCACCUGGUGUGCUGUGGGGAAGAACCUAGAGGAUCACUUCUUUUCUGAUGGAGAAGAGCAAUCUCUCUUUGAUCCUCCUCCAAGUCAAGUUUCUCCUCACUGCCUAGAAAAAUACCUAAUUCCAAGGACUGAUGCGUCCUCAUCAAAAGUCUUUCUUUUGGGGGCAGUGGGAGAAAGCUAAAGGCAUAUAGAAAAGGACUAAUAGUGGAAGGAAAGAAAAGAUAAAGGGGAGCAAAUGUGGAAACCCUCAAACCAGGAAUAGAAAAGAGAAAGAAGGCAGGAUGAACGGGAAGGGAAAGAUCAUGGAAAAUAAAAAGCCCAGGGGAAUAAGAAGAGAGAAAGAGAGAAAAGAAAACAGUGAUUUAUUGUUAAGAAAAGUGUCUCUCCUAAGUCCUCUAGGUCAAGAAGUCAGACAAGGGGCAGAGCACGGAAAGGAAGCAGCAGAACAUGGAAAGCAGGUAACGGACACCCAGUGCGUGAUCCCGGAGACGCAGGAGUUCAGCCCCAUGGGACUGAGAGUCCACACCGUGUUGGCCUCUACCCUGGUGUAUUUCAUCCAGCUUCCUUGGGCAAGAUGUGAGGAGAGCUGUGUCAGUCCUGAACAUUGCCUGACCACAGAUUGGGUACAUCUCUGGUACAUAUGGUUGCUGGUGGUAAUUGGCGCCCUGCUUCUCCUGUGUGGCCUGACUUCUGUGUGCUUCCGCUGCUGCCUGAGUCGCCAGCAAAAUGGGGAAGAUGAGGGCCGGCCACCCUACGAAGUGACAGUCAUCGCUUUUGAUCAUGAUAGCACUCUCCAGAGCACGAUCACCUCCCUGCAGUCAGUGUUUGGCCCGGCGGCUCGGAGAAUCCUGGCGGUGGCCCACUCGCACAGCCCGCUGGGCCAGCUGCCCUCCUCCGUGGACACCCUCCCAGGGUAUGAGGAAGCUCUUCACAUGAGUCGCUUCACAGUGGCCAGGUGUGGGCCGAAAGCACCUGACCUACCCUCAGUGCCAGAAGAGAAGCAGCUGCCUCCGGUGGAGAAGGUGUCUCCUCAAGGAGAACACGCUCCAAAUUGAUGGGAACUUCGCUUUUAUAAAUGGGGCGGGGGCAUCCGCAGAGUCGGUAAAGAUAGACAAAUGGAACAUUUUCUGCUACCUUUCAGAAGAUUUAGGAUGAAUCCAAACAUCAUCUAGUGGAAAACAUGGAUUCCAACACUUCAUUUCCAGCCACAUAUAUUUUCCGAUAAGGAAUGCUCUAAUCGAGAACUCUCCUUAUUUAUCCAAUACCAAAAUUUGCAACUAACCUCUAGCAAUGUGUCAAAGAUUUCUUGAAUUCCUUCAGCUAUUGAGUUCCUUUACCCACAUGAUACUGCAAGUUGCUCUUCUCUACCAGCGCCUGGGUAGAAUACACUUGAGGAGCCAUAAGCAUUAAUAUACCAAAUUCACUUUUCCUCUUGAGGGAACACCCACUUUGACACUGAAUGACAAUGGUCAUCUUGGACAUCAUGUAAUAUCUAACUGGACAUCCAUAAUCCAGGGGUGGGAUUGCAGUGUGGGCUAGGAGAGCACAGUAUAUAUUGAAAUGC
Messenger RNA from Myotis brandtii (Brandt's bat), 1615 nucleotides. RefSeq names its product transmembrane protein 52B (gene TMEM52B). The record is from RefSeq and is a predicted model, not a curated record. Bases 333 to 1106 code for a protein of 257 amino acids. NCBI's taxonomy places the organism in Eukaryota, Metazoa, Chordata, Mammalia, Chiroptera, Vespertilionidae. The transcript has 5 exons.